AUGUCCGGCGCAAGGCAUUGGGAACAAGACAAAGAGGCCACUGUGUACAUUGGAAAUCUUGAUGAACGGGCCUCAGACAGCCUAGUAUGGGAGCUAAUGCUACAGGCUGGGCGCAUCGUUAAUGUCCAUCUGCCCAAAGACCGAGUCACACAGCUACACCAAGGGUAUGGUUUUGUCGAGUUCAUCAGCGAGGAGGAUGCGGAAUAUGCGGCAAAGAUCAUGAAUGGGAUCCGUCUAUAUGGAAAACCCAUUCGUGUGAACAAGGCCUCCGCUGACAAACAGAAGACUGUGGACAUUGGGGCUGAGCUUUUCAUCGGUAAUCUUGAUCCAAUGGUUACUGAGCAAGUGCUCUAUGAUACAUUCAACCGGUUUGGCAAUCUUGUCAAUCUACCUAAAAUUGCUCGUGAUGACAACAAUCUCUCUAAGGGAUAUGGCUUUGUUUCAUUCGCCGACUUUGAAUCCUCAGAUGCAGCUAUCUCUAACAUGAAUGGCCAGUACCUGAUGAACAAACAGGUCUCAGUACAGUACGCAUACAAGAAAGAUGGCAAAGGAGAGAGACAUGGUGAUGAAGCAGAACGCAUGCUGGCAGCUCAGGCUCGCAAGCAUAAUGUACAGCCACCAACCCAGCAAACUUUGCAGUUCCCUGGUGCUGGCCAGGGUGUAUCAGCAACCCCGGCUGUCAUGUCGAAUGGCGACGGCUCUCGACAUUUGAGCGCAGCACUAUCACAAACGCCGGACCUAGCCAUGAGUCGGGGUAUGCCACCAGCCAUGUCAUACCACAAUGUUCCCCCACCAAACCGACAUAUUGCAAACCCCGUCCCUUCACUCAAUACCCCACCACCUGGGCUUCCAGCCCGACCCCCGCCUUCCCAAGCUGGUUAUGGGGGCCCGCAAUCUUUCUUGCCACCUGGAUUUAAUGGUGCAGGCCAGGCGCCUUUCGUCCCACAAGGUGCACCUCCUCCUAGCUUUGGACCACCUGGAUUUGGACCUCCAGCUGGAGCUCCUUCAAUGCCACCAGGCUUUCAGCAACCCGGAUAUGGAAAUUCUCGGUGA
Molecule: messenger RNA, 1053 nt
Organism: Penicillium paradoxum
Lineage: Eukaryota; Fungi; Ascomycota; Eurotiomycetes; Eurotiales; Aspergillaceae
Product: U2 snRNP complex subunit HSH49
Exons: 3
Coding region: 1-1053 (350 amino acids)
Biological process (GO): positive regulation of mRNA splicing, via spliceosome
Cellular component (GO): U12-type spliceosomal complex; nucleolus
Molecular function (GO): RNA binding
Source: RefSeq, a predicted model, not a curated record